UGAUCACACCUGCACCUGUUUUUUGUGAUUGCUGCCCCGCCCACUCUUUGACUGGAAGGAGAGCAAGUGCAUGAAUUUGUUUGUGCUGUUUCUUUCGUUCUUUUCUCCCAUCAUUGUUGCAACAUGCUUUGGUUUCUGAUUUUCUACUGGUUUAUCCAAGUGGGCAGUGUUCCCAUCGACAAUUCCACAAAUGCUACUACUUCAAAUGCUACUUUCCCUGCCACAGUGGACAAUACUACCAUCCCUAACAAUUGUAAAAAUGCAACUUUCUCUGCAACAGGUUCUACUGCCUCAAUGGGGCCACGUCACAGACAAAAUGAUUGGGUUAAAACGGCUGAAACCAGAGAAGAGGGCUUACAGCUCGACCUUGCUAUCACGGAGGGAGACAUUCUGAUUUCGGAAGACCGAUUAGCUGUGAAGUCACUUUGGCCGGUGAAUGAAGGCGUGACUUCUAUCCCCUACAAGAUCAACGAUGAUCUGGUGGCCAGAAAGGAAACUAUCCUAGCAGCGUUCAAGAUGAUUUCAGACCGGACUUGUAUCCGCUUCCACGAAUACACCAAUGAGAUUAACUACAUAGAGUUCAUCUCUGGGACAGGCUGUGCGUCAUAUGUAGGUUUUCAGGGCGGGGCCCAGCAUCUGUACUUCGGUAGCGCCUGUAACGAGGGGAACCUGUGUCAUGAGCUGAUGCAUGCCCUGGGCCUGCACCACGAACACACACGGCCGGACCGUGACCAAUACGUCACCGUACAGUGGGACAACGUGGUCACAGGAAAAGAAAGUAACUUCAUGGUGAAGGAAGGAGACACUCAGGACCUGCCCUAUGACUACGACUCCAUAAUGCACUACGGAACAUAUUACUUCUCAUCAAACCAGAACCCCACCAUUGACUCCAAGAAGAGGGGAGUCCAGAUUGGACAGAGAAAUCACCUGAGCCCCCUGGACAUAACACGCCUUAACAAACUCUACCAAUGUGAAUAACAAUGCACAGUUUAGCACUUAUUACACCAUCGAUGAAGAUUCCAAUACCACUGCUGUCGACUGAAGAUUCCAACACAAAAGGCACUGACAUCUAACUUCUCUUCACGACAAUGAAUUGGAGUUGGGCAAGUCCCUUAAAGCUUUCUGAUUAUGUAUUCUACGUGUCUCUGUUUGCAUGCAGUAGUUUGCUCUUGCUGCCAUGAAUUAGGCCUAUACCACUGCACUUGUCUUGGAAAUAAAUACAAUUCCCUAGACUGAAAAGAA
Messenger RNA from Coregonus clupeaformis (lake whitefish), 1242 nucleotides. Its product is annotated as astacin-like metalloprotease toxin 5. Bases 124 to 978 code for a protein of 284 amino acids. The record is from RefSeq and is a predicted model, not a curated record. Lineage: Eukaryota; Metazoa; Chordata; Actinopteri; Salmoniformes; Salmonidae. Gene Ontology annotation, biological process: proteolysis. The transcript has 11 exons. Gene Ontology annotation, molecular function: metalloendopeptidase activity; zinc ion binding.